UAAGGAAUCCUGAACUGGGAGAAGACAUUGUGAGUACACCUAUCCCAUCAUUCACAAAUCAUUAGCAUAUCUUGUUGUUAAAGCAAUAGUUUAACUUAGAUUUAAAUAUCUGUCAUUAUUUCGAGGUCGACGAUUUUCUCUAAAAUGUCUACAAAUCUAAUCACAUUUUAAUCAUAACAAAGUAUCAGUAAGCUGAUAAAGAUUGUGUUACAUUUUGAAAACAAUAAACUUUUUUUUUUACCUCCACCUUAAUGUCAAACAUUUUUUAAUAGUUAAUAAAAAUGUUAUAAUUUGAUUAAAAUAAUUAAACCUGCUAGUUUUUUUAAAACACAACUUUUGGCGCUUUUUAAAUGAUAUUUUCUAAAUCUUCUUUUAUCUCCCGAUCUACAGGACAACAGGCGGCGCAAGAGUCACGACUCCAAGAGUCACAAAAAACACAAGAGCCGAUCAAAGUCUCGAUCUCGUUCGCGAGAUCCGGACAGGGUCAGCAGACGCCACAGCAGCCACGACCAGACGCCCAUACUGCCGAUGGAGGGUGACAUCAUUCUGCAGACACCCAAUGCCGACACGCAACAGUUCUCCCGGAAGAACUCCGAGGGGCGCCGCCACAGCGUGGACAGCAACAGCAACCCGGGGCGCCGCCGCCACAGCGGAGACAUCAACAAUAACCCACUGGGGACCUACUUCAUCAACCCGAUGAUGAACGGCGUCCAGGGCGAGUACAUUACUCCAGCUUACCCCAACGGCCGAAAUGAAAUAAACUUUGCCGCAGAGGGCGGCCAGUAUUCCAUCACAAAUGUCAAAACUGUUGUGGGGCCCAUCCACAAGUCCAACAGCCGCGGUUCCUUCGGGCAGACGAUCCUCCAGGAGCGGGAAAGGACGAUGAACUUCAGUGACGAGGACGCCGACGACGAGGAGCCAGAGUCUCAUCUCGCUAACCGCAGUCCAAAACGAGGAGACGAGAUUCCCUUUGUGCCGGGGCCCAACGUAUUUUCCGAGAGAGUUUUCAGCUACUCCAGAAAACUGGAUCUUGAGAGUCAAGUAUCCACACCCAGAGAGGAUUAUCCGUUAUCCUCACAAGUGCCCACGAAGAAUUCAGACGCAGACGUGAUUCCACAAGGAGGCAUCGACGACAUUAUUGCGUUGGCCGACCCGGGACUGCAGUAUAAAGAGACCCAGGAAGGAACAACUUCCUUCCAUCGUCAAGACCCGACUCUGGGGCGCCCAUCAUCUCCACCCCAGAUAGGGCGCCCCCCUUCACCCAAUUUCUUUCACAGACCCCCGUCUCCGGUUGUCGCCACCAGGUCCCCUAGCCCCCCACGUGAGACGGCGCCCACACCGGCCAAAAAACCACCCGCCUCACCUUUCAACUUCAGACAGCCAACUUCUCAAUUUUAUAGCAGACCCCCAAGCCCCCCUAAUGUUAACAGGCCCCCGAGUCCAUUUUUCGACGAAAGACCCCCUACGCCGCCUUUCCAAACACCCACCCGCCGCACCUUUCCACUUCAGACAGCCAACUUCUCAAUUUUAUAGCAGACCCCCAAGCCCCCCUAAUGUUAACAGGCCCCCGAGUCCAUUUUUCGACGAAAGACCCCCUACGCCGCCUUUCGAUGGCUCCAUCGACAACCGUGAGGAUUUGUUCCCGCCAUCGAACACCAUCAUCAGGGAAACCAAAUCUGUUGUCGAAACUACAACAUAUCGAGUGUCCACCCCUCCCCCUGAUAUGUCCUCCUCAGACGAGGAUGAUAUGCCGAGGGGAAAACUCGGGGGCUCAAUGAAACCUCCGACACCCCCACCGCUCCCCCAUAAGUUCGGGAGUGUCAAGACCCGGGUGCCCACUCCCCCGCCGGGAUUGAUUAGCCAUAAGGAAAUUGACAUUGAUGACAUUCUCAAGCUGGGUGACCCGCCCAGGUCCGAUAACUUGAGGAAACCUCCGUUGACACACAGCCCGAGUCAGGAGCCGGGGUUGCCUUUCCUUGCGGAGAUCAAGAAACGGUACAAAUCAUACGAGGAAGAGACCCACAUCUCCUCGAAGCCGAGCCUCCACCAAAGCCACCCCAAGCCUUCAUCUUCUCCCCUUGGGCUUUCCAAGCCACACAGUAACAACGCUGGCGACCUUGACGAGCAAGUGCCUCUGAGACGACCAGCCGUGCUACCCAAACGGCCGUCCACUGUCCAGUUCGCUGAUGACCCCCCGGAGAUCAUACCGAGGGCUGACGACCCCGAGAGCCCCAGAGGACUAGAGCCUCCCCCACACUCAUUUUCUGGAAGUGCGCCACCUCCACCACCCCCACCGCCACCCCCGCCUCCCCCUCCGAUGCUGAGAUAAAAGGAAGAGCUUGUCUUUCGGUGCCUAUGUUUACGAUUUCAUUAGCUUUUCAUGUCAUGUCAGGGACACGCCUCACUGACACGGUAGUUAAUUUAAGAGGCUCAAUACAAAGUAACGAAAGAAUGAAACUGUUCUGUUAGAAACGUGUCCUUAAGAAAGAAACUGUUCUGUUAGAAACGUGUCUUUAAGAAUGAAACUGUUCUGUUAGAAACGUGUCUUUAAGAAUGAAACUGUUCUGUUAGAAACGUGUCUUUAAGUAUGAAACUGUUUUGUUAGAAACGUGUCUUUAAGUAUGAAACUGAUCUGUUAGAAACGUGUCUUUAAGAAUGAAACUGUUCUGUUAGAAACGUGUCUUUAAGAAUGAAACUGUUCUGUUAGAAACGUGUCUUUAAGUAUGAAACUGAUCUGUUAGAAACGUGUCUUUAAGUAUGAAACUGAUCUGUUAGAAACGUGUCUUUAAGAAUGAAACUGUUCUGUUAGAAACGUGUCUUUAAGAAUGAAACUGUUCUGUUAGAAACGUGUCUUUAAGAAUGAAACUGCUCUGUUAGAAACGUGUCUUUAAGAAUGAAACUGUUCUGUUAGAAACGUGUCUUUAAGAAUGAAACUGAUCUGUUAGAAACGUGUCUUUAAGAAUGAAACUGUUCUGUUAGAAAAGUGUCUUUAAGUACGAAACUGAUCUGUUAGAAACGUGUCUAAAGACUCAAAUAAUAUUUAACAAAUGCAUAUUCCAGUGCACAGGAGAGAUUUACCUUUUUUUCAAAUGUUCAAAUAAAUUAUUGAUUGUAAAUUGAAUGUCCAGAACUUUUUUUAUCUUAGUUAUAAACAAUGACCCCUAGUGAUGAUGUCAAAUUUGCAAUGAUGACAUGCUUUUCGCUUAGAAUCCCCACAGAUGAUGUCUCUUUUCUCAAGUCCUUUCAACUCAGUGGUUAUUUGGGACAGAAGUGAAUACAUCCACCGGGGCGUGAUCUCUGCAUAUACAAUGUGGGUCCAAGCUUUCCUCAAUGAUGUGUGUGGGGCUACUGGAAACAUUUAUGGCGGUUCUCAGACGAAUAUUGUCAUUUAAAGUUCCAAUGGUUUUCGGGUGUUUGCUUAAACGUGAGAGUAAAUGAUGGGCGCAAAUCUACGCAACAAUUUAAGUUUUUUUUUUUUUUUAAUUUUAAAUUGCGAACGGUUUGCCAGAGGCAGGUGUGUAAAUGGCGGUGGUAAAUUGGCAAAUGUGUGUUUUGGGUAGUCUGUUUAGAUUUAUGACGGUGCUUCGUCAUCAUUUGAAACACUGGGGAAAAUCAGACAUUAAGACUUUUAUUAAAAUUAAAGGGUAAUUUGACAGACCAGCCACGAGGAAUGCACGUGUGUAUAACUCCUUUAGUUGUGUAUUAUAUAUAUCUAAAGAGUUGUUUUAAUACCAUGCAUGUUUUUUGAGAGUGUCAAUUGAGAGUGCCAAUUGCUUAUGAUAUCACUGAUCCUAUCACUUAUCCUA
Molecule: messenger RNA, 3806 nt
Organism: Lymnaea stagnalis (great pond snail)
Lineage: Eukaryota; Metazoa; Mollusca; Gastropoda; Lymnaeidae
Source: the annotation of a GenBank genome assembly